AUGGCCGAGCAGGAACACGCUCACCUUGCGAUUAUCCUGGCAAGCUCAUUACGAGGGAGAGUCUCCUGUCCAGUGCCAGCGGCUUAUGCGGCCUUCAAGGAGCAGGCGGUCCGAAUGAGCUCCGCAGGGGCGGAGAUUGGGCUGUCCAAGGGCAUGUGCCAGGACAGACAUGUCAAUGACUUCCUCAUGUGCUUUCAGUGCUGGCUAUGGCGGACCUUUGGCGACCCGAGGAGCACGGGUCAGCCCUGGAGGUUGCGGAGGUUGGACCUGUCGCGAAACAACCUGACAGAUGAGAGCGUGUGCGCGGUGCUGGACAGCAUGAAGCAGCUCGACCUGCGGGUGGAUCGCGUGCUCCUCUCCGGCAACCGGCUCAGGGGCUCGGGCCUGGCCUCCGUCACUGAGUAUAUAUGGAACUGUCGCGAUCCACUGAUCGAGCUGGACCUUGCUGACAAUGAGAUCCACGGCGAGCCGGGUGAGCAGGAUGGCUUCAGUGGCCUCCUGCGAUGUCUGUACAACCAUCCCAGCUACCCGAUGAUGCAGGAGCACCGAAAGGCGGCGCCUCUGCAACUUCGCAUGUCGGGGAACUACAUCCGGGAUGCGCAACGGCUGCUGGACGACAUCCUCGCCAAUGGCUGCAAGGAUGGCAAAGCGCUCAUCCGCCUCUGCCCAAACGCCGACCCGUAUGUCCAGGAUCAUGAGGAGUUUCUGUCUGUCUUCCUGCCCGACUUCAUGCAACAGAGGGGUGCUGAUGGUCAGCUGCCAAGUCAUGGCGGCGCGAACGGACAGGACGCGACAACCACUCCCAUCACGCUGCGGAGCCGCUCACGAAAGCGCCGGAGGAGAAAGCUCGAGGCCGAGGCGGCCGCUGCCGCCAAGGCGCCGGCGCCCGCACCGGUGGAGGCGACCCCCGCGCCAGCGGCAGAUGGCCACAGGUCACGGCGACGAAAGGAGAAGCACAAGGAACAGCCGAAUACCGCUGCUGCUCCCCCAACCAAGGAGCCCCCUCCAGCCGCCACAGCCCAAGCACCCGUCAUCUCCGAGGAGGAGCAGAAGAAGCUGCAAGCAGAAGUGGGUAAGAAGCUGGCAAAGUUGGAGGAGCUGUCCAGCGACCAGUCCACUUGCGACAUGCUGUCCGAGUUUACGGUCUGCAUGCUGGUAGCGCGGAAGCCGCCGACCGAGGUGGAGACGGAGCUAGCAUCCUUUCUGGGGCAGGAGUAUGCCCAAGCGGUCGCGACUUGGUUCGUGAAGCACGUGCGACACCAUUAUAAGCCUGCAGCGAAGUUGGCUGGCUGGAAGUGA
Molecule: messenger RNA, 1299 nt
Organism: Symbiodinium natans
Lineage: Eukaryota; Dinophyceae; Suessiales; Symbiodiniaceae
Source: the annotation of a GenBank genome assembly